This is a messenger RNA of Perkinsus marinus ATCC 50983, 174 nucleotides long. RefSeq lists its product as hypothetical. Lineage: Eukaryota; Perkinsozoa; Perkinsida; Perkinsidae. The record is from RefSeq and is a predicted model, not a curated record. Bases 1 to 174 code for a protein of 57 amino acids. The transcript has 2 exons.
AUGACCACCUCGAAAAGCAGUAAUAAAACCCCUGAUCGAGAGGGUAAUGGGAGUAGGGUUAUCCCUAUGGAUGAGAACACACAACGUGAAUUCAUUAAGAAUAUGAACAACAUCAUACAAGAAGGUCUCGUCAAGUUGAGUCAACUCAAGUAUAGUGAGGAGAAGCAGGAGUAG